CUCAUACGGCAUAAAAGAACACACACUGGAGAGAAACCUUAUAAAUGUAACCUAUGUGGAAAAGCCUUUGCACAAAACAGUCAUCUCAUAAGCCAUAAAAGAACACACACUGGAGAGAAACCUCAUGAAUGUAACCAGUGUGGUAAAGCCUUUGCACAAAACAGUACUCUCAUAAGACAUAAAAGAACACACACUGGAGAGAAACCAUAUGAAUGUAAUGAGUGUGGUAAAGCCUUUGCACUAAACAGUACUCUCUCAAGCCAUAAAAGAACACACACUGGAGAGAAACCUUAUGAAUGUAACCACUGUGGUAAAGCCUUUGCACAAAACAGUCAUCUGGUAAGCCAUAAAAGAACACACACUGGAGAGAAACCUUAUGAAUGUAACCAGUGUGGUAAAGCCUUUGCAGAAAACAGUCAUCUCAUAAGCCACAAAAGAACACACACUGGAGAGAAACCUUAUGAAUGUAACCAGUGUGGUAAAUCCUUUGCAGAAAACAGUACUCUAUUAAGCCACAAAAGAACACACAGUGGAGAGAAACCUUAUGAAUGUAACCAGUGCGGUAAAGCCUUUGCACAAAACAGUGCUCUCAUAAGCCAUAAAAGAACACACAGUGGAGAGAAACCUUAUGAAUGUAACCAGUGUGGUAAAGCCUUUGCACAAAACAGUGCUCUCAUAAGCCAUAAAAGAACACACAGUGGAGAGAAACCUUAUGAAUGUAACCAGUGUGGUAAAGCCUUUGCACAAAACAGUGCUCUCAUAAGCCAUAAAAGAACACAUACUGGA
Messenger RNA from Meriones unguiculatus (Mongolian gerbil), 786 nucleotides. RefSeq names its product zinc finger protein 180-like. The record is from RefSeq and is a predicted model, not a curated record. NCBI's taxonomy places the organism in Eukaryota, Metazoa, Chordata, Mammalia, Rodentia, Muridae. Gene Ontology annotation, cellular component: nucleus. The transcript has a single exon. The annotation marks the transcript as partial.